AUGUGCAUCCGCGAGCACCUGAAGCACCGUGUCCCGCCGGCGAUCUGUGGGCCCCCGGGCCUGGGGCCGGGCGGCAGCUUCGCGGGGGCGCCCGCCCUGCCCCGGGCGCCGGGCAUGGCCGUGGCCAAGGCGCACCCGCCGCAGCAGCACGGCGUCUUCUUCGAGCGCUUCGGGGGGGCGCGGAAAAUGUCGGCCAGUCUGGAGCCGGGGGGCAACGCCAGGCACCCGCUGAUGCAGCAGCAGCAGCAGCCGCCACCACCACCGCAAGCACCGCAGCAGCCGCCGGGCUUGCUGGCCAGACAGAACUCCUGCCCGCCAGCCAUCCCUAGGCAACAGCAAACAGAAGCCAACGCUCCCAACUCCAACCUGCAGGACAAUGGGCCCAUAAUGCAGAACCAGCAUGCACAGUUUGAAUACCCUAUUCACAGACUGGAGAACAGGAAUAUGCAUCCCUACACCGACCCCGUGUUUAAUAUGCAGCACCCUCCUCCGCAACAGCCACCAAAUCAAAGACUGCAGCACUUCGAUGCCCCCUACGUGAGCGUCGCCAAGAGGCCGCGGUUUGACUUCCCCAACACUCCUGGCGUCGAGCGCUGCGCCUCCUGGGGCGGCGGCAUGCACGGCCCGGCCAUGGAGAGUCACCUUUCCCCGACGGCCUACCCUGGCCUGCCGGGCGAGUUCACUCCGCCGGCACCUGAGGCCUUCGGGGGCCCAUUGCCACACGGCGGCCCUGAGCACCCGGCACUGGCGCAGCGCCAGAACGCGGCCCUGGUGAUGAAGCAGAUGGCGUCGCGCAGCCAGCAGCGCCUGCGGCCGCCCAGCCUGCAGCAGCUGGGGCAUCACGGUGAGGUGGGCGCACCCGGCGGCCUGCCCCCGCCAGCCUUCGAGCGGGAGGCUGGGGGGCCCGAGUUUCCCCCACCACCCCCUCCACGGCCCGCCGCCAGCAAGCUGGGUGCCCUCUCGCUGGGCUCCUUCAGCAAGGCGGCCAGCAAGGACAAUGUCUUCGGGCAGAGCUGCCUGGCUGCCCUCUCCACUGCCUGCCAAAACAUGAUCGCCAGCCUGGGCGCUCCCAACCUCAACGUCACCUUCAACAAGAAGAGCCCGGCCGAGGCCAAGCGCAAGCUCAGCCAGGCCGAGCCUGACCCGCCACCUGCCGGGGGGGGGGGGGGGGGGGGGGGGGGGGGGGGGGGGGGGGGGGGGGGGGGGGGGGGGGGGGGGGGGGGGGGGGGGGGGGGGGGGGGGGGGGGGGGGGGGGGUGGCACGGGCAAAGCGGCGGGCGCUGCCCCGCUGCUGCCCGCGGAGAGCAGCCUCUCCCCCGGCUACGCGCUGGAGCCGGUGGCCGGUGGCGAGGGGAAGGCGGGUGGCGGGCGGGGUCGGGGUCGCCGGAAACGGGACAGUGGGCACGUCAGCCCCGGCACGUUUUUUGACAAGUUCUCGGCUGCCGAGGGUGGGGGAGCCGGUGUCAGCCCAGGGCAGCCGGCAGUGCCGGUGGCGGCGGGGGCCCCGCCGGGGGCUGCGGGCGCUGAGCGCGGUGGAGGCACCCCUCACGACAAGCCCCUGACCUCGCCAUCCUGGGGCAAGGGCAGUGAACUGUUGCUGGCGGAGCAGCCCGACCUGAUGUCCUCCCUGGACAGCGGCAUCCAGAGCGUGACCAAGUCAGACGGCAGCUCCCCACACGUGGACUUUCCCGACGAGGUCAGCACCAGCUAUGGCAACGAGGACGAGGUGUCCUCCAGCUCCGACAAUGCCACCUCCAAGCCCACCCGUAGCCCGCUGCUGGGUGGUUCGCCCAAGCUGCCCCGUGGGGAGCACGCACUUCUCAACGGACAGAAGCCCCUGGCCCUUGGCCUUCUCAGUACAUCUACCUCGACCCCCGACAGCUAUGGGCUCAGCACCACGGCGGGCGCUCACCCUGGCACGCCAAGCAUGGAGCAGGUGCGGACCCCCACGAGCACCUCGGCCCAGGAUGAGAUCCACCCCCUGGAGAUCCUGCAGGCACAGAUCCAGCUCCAGCGGCAGCAGUUCAGCAUCUCGGAAGACCAGCCCUUGGGGUUGAAGAGCAAGAAGGGGGAGUGUGCGGGGCAGAAUGGGGACAGUGACCUGGGCAGCUGCUGCUCGGAGGGUGUCAAGGGCACCAUGAGCACCAUCGACCUGGACUCCCUGAUGGCAGAGCACAACUCCACCUGGUACCUGCCUGGAGAGAAGGCCCUGAUGGAGGGGCAGGAGGAGGACAAGCCCAUGGCGCCCUGGGAGAAGCCCAAGCCCCCGAACCCCAGCAAAGAAGCCCACGACCUUCCCCCGAGCAAGACCUCGGCGGCGGCGGCGCAGACGGGCACCCACCUGCAGUGCCUCUCGGUCCACUGCACGGACGACGUGGGCGAGGCGAAGGGCCGGACUGCCGUGCCGACGUGGAGGUCCCUGCACUCGGACAUCUCCAACAGAUUCGGGACUUUUGUGGCUGCCCUGACUUGAACAAAAGAAAUUAUUUUUUUGUUGUUUUGUUUUUCUUUUUUUUAAUUUCAAAGGGCCGCUACUGCUAGGUGGACUAUUUUUCUAGGUUGGUACCUGCUUAGUGGCAUAUGGACUGGAAAGGGUUAAUUUAAAGUAAACCUCAACUUUUUUUUAAUCUUCUGCCACAGUAUGUUACCAGUGUUAACCCUUCUGCAGUUAGCACACUUUUGCUUAAGAUUUUCCUGCUAGACCACUUUUUCCCAUUAUUCUGUAACCUUGGCAUACAUUUAUAGAUGAGGCCUUUUCCUUUUUCAUCUCAGUGUGUGUCCAAGUCACGUAUGUCAUAAUAAGACAAAGAUUCUCCUCUUCUUCUUCCUCCUCCUCCUCCUCCUUUUCUUCCUCAUUUGCUUUGUUUUUCUUUUGUUUUGUUUUGUUUUGCUUUGUUCAGUGCUUAUUAGGAUGGUGAUCCUGAGGAGCAGCAGUUCAGGAAUAAACACCAGUGAAAGCAAAAUGGUCAGCAUUAAAUCAUAUGUUAUAGUGACACCCAGCCUUUGCCAGUCUCAUACAAACCAAGCAGUUGAUGCUCUGUUGAAUGUUUAGGCAUGGACCUGCCCUUUCCUGAGAGAAUGAGGCUCUGCUGUUGAAAAGGUUCAGCCUCAUUUUGCUCUGUGCCUCCUGGUGAGGCCAGGAUGCUCCUUCCUCUGUGUACCUGGGAUGGAGCUCUGUCAUGGACGGGCUGGUUCAGGCACAGCAGGGAAGGUAUGGAGAGGUUUUUCUAAAUAAGCCUGAUAGUCAUUAUCUCCUCCUCCAAAGGCCCAGGCUCCAUAUUGCUUGCCUGAGCCUGGUGGUGCUCCUGCAGCUCCCACUUUAUUCAUACUGGAGAAGAAAAUCCCCUGCACCCUGCCCAUUUUUUGCCCAUUUUUAACUGCAGAAAGAUGCUGUUGAUUAGCAGCAGGUCCAGUGUCCAGUGUCCUGCAUUUUCCUGGGGGUGCCCCAUCCCCUGCCACAACAGGUCCCAGUGCAGUGGCAGGGGUCAGGGACUGCCCACGUUGGAAGGUGCAGAGAGCUGUGUGCCCAGGGGUGGCAUUUCCUAAUCUGCCAGGGCAGGGACACCUGGUGUCAGAAUCCCCUAAACUCAUUCAGGGCCCCGUUUCUGCCAUGCACUGAAGAACAGCAUUGCUGGAUGCACACAAUAAAAGGAAAGCCAUACUUUCCUGUUCAGGAUAGAUAAUGCUCAUUCGAGACGAAAGUUGGAAGCAAACCAGAUAAACCCACGGCUGACACGAUGGGCUGAUUCUCCAGUGGUUUUACGUCACACUGUCCAAUAUUUGUGUGUCCCUGUGCCCAGGAGUGGCCCUGUCCUGCCCUGUGCCUGCAGCUCACCUCCCACAGCUCCUGCAGCUCAGGAACAGCACUGGAGGGUUUGGUUUUGGUUGUGAAAUAAAGGUUGGCCUCUCUAGGGUUAUUUAUUAAUGAUUUCACAAAUGUGUCUCUGCUGAAGGGACAGAGUUGAAGACUGCUUUAUAUUUUAUCUUUGAUGAUUGUGCUGGGUCUUUAAUUAUUUUGACGUAAUAUUCUUGGUAGACACCAACAGAGAGGAAAUUCUGCCUAAAAAGUCAAGGGUGGUCUGGAAUUCUCACUCUCAGUCAUAUGUGGCUUCAGAGAGACUCACAGUGUUUGGAAAUGUGAUUUGAAUGUGCUCUUAUUAACCAUGCAUGGAUUGAUUUAUGGGUCUGGUCAAUGAAUUGACUUUGGAUAAAUUUGGAUAGUUCUUAAUCUUGGUUUUCAAUAUUAUUUUACUUUGUAUUAAAGCUGGAGCUUCCACAAGGAUGAGGAUUUUUGCCCAUCCUGGAGCAACUGGCUGUGGAGCUGCCUCACACCCAUUUGGUUUGGAUCAAAAAGCUGGGAUGGUUUGUACCUCUGUCAGGAUGUGCAGCCAGGAGCACAGAGCUCCUCCUGCACCUGCAAUAAAAUAUCACCGUCCCCAGUAAAGUAUCUCCUAGUAAUCACUGUCAGUCCUCUUCCAGAAGGUGCCUCUUUGCCUGUGAUUCCUCAAGUCCUGGCUUACCUAAAUAUGUGUUUGAUUUUCAAUCUGUCAGCAGAGCACGGGUGUUCUGUGCAUGCCAGAGCAUGUGUGCUGCUCUGGAGGGCUCAGUCUGCAGCAGGGGGCCCUGGGAUGACACCAGUACAGUACUGCCUUGCAUCACCUAGAGCUGAAAAUUUCAGCCAAGUUCAUGGGCUGGUGGCAUUCCUGCUCGGAGUGCAGUCCCUUGCCUUGUGCUUUGUUUUUAGUUUUUCCUGCUGCACUGAAGAGAACAGGUUUUUCAGGCUUCCUGAGGUCAGGGAUGCACACCCUGUGCCACGGGAAGGAACCUGUCAGGGAACACAGAGUUCAGAUGCUUUUAAAGAGAAAUCCCCAUUCGAGUGGAGCUGUGGUGCCUUGGUCUCACCCAGAGUUCUGCUGGCUCAUUCUCAGCAGCUUGUGAUUUUCUCAUCCACUUGGAACUUGCUUUCUCACUUAGGGAAAUGCAGAGUGUAAGCAAUUCCUUUAAAUUCAGUGGAAUCCUGUGAGGUGAGGAUCUGGGCUGUCUGAGGCUGGCUGUGUGUGCAGGUGCUGGGCUGUGCAGCGUGGAGCUGUGAGUGUUGUGGCACUUGGUCACCUCUGGCUCUGCUCUGGGCAGUGCAUGCAGCACAGGGUUGGGACUGUCAGUGAGGAGUUCAGGCAGUGUCUGGCUGUGUGCUGGGCUCACUGGCCAUGGUCACACACAGUCCUCUUGCUGACCUCCUGUCCAUUUGAUCUUGAUUGAACAAGCUCUGUUUGAGGCAGCUGUUAGCCAGGACCAACCAAACUUGUGCUUUUAGGGUUUUGUUACUUUUUGCCAAAGAUCAGAAUGGAAACUCUACAUUUUGACCAGGACAAGGCAUCAUGUCCUGCUCAUCACCUGGGGAUGUGGUCCUGAAGCAUAUACAGAAGGCUCAAGCUUUGUCACAGAGCUGGUGGUACCUGCAGUAAUUUCAUUGUACCCAUUCUCUCCAUUAAUUUUACACUGAAUACACUGAUCAGGUUUUUUUAACACGUGAAGUGUCAGCAUGGCCUGACACAAUAAGAAUGGAAAUCAUGUCAUUUUCUGAAUAAUAAUAUUCCAACUGAAACUCGUUUGGGAGCUGUAGGUAAAAGCCAGUUGUGGAAGAGGUAAGUUGCACUCUUGUGGAGAAGGAAACUGAGGCACAGACAGCAGUGGGACACUGAGGGAACAGUGGCAGGGCUGAGCUGCACUGAGGUCUGGAACCCCGUGCCUGAGACUCACUUCCUUCAGGGGCUGACUUGGGUCAACAGGGGGAGAAUUUUAUCAGAUAUGUGUUCCCCAAAUGCCUAGGAGAAACCUGGCUGUGUCCUAUGUGGCUUCCAGAUGGGGACAAGUUGUACAAGAAGCCAGAGAGCCGUGGUAGGAUGCACAGUCUGCUUUGGGUUGUGAACAGCAGCUGAAACGUGGCUUUGCCUUUUGCCGUGGGGGCUCUCGGUGGCCGCUGGCCCCGCAGGCUCCCACGCAGCCCGGGGCUGGGCUGGGCUGGGGGAGCCAGGACAUCCCCAUCUCCUGGCCCUGUGCCCUGGCUCCCUCUGUGCUUCCUAAAACAAACCCUGGGCUUAGUCUGCAACUUACAGUGUCGUGCAAACGGAGGAAAAUUUCCCUUGGAUUUCAGUUGGGAGGAGUGAUCAAAUACCUCUUUGCCAAAAAAGGACAGAAUAGGCCUCAUUUAUUAAAUACUCUCACAGAUUUUCUCCAGAUCAUAUUCUCUUGGGGUUACUUGCUCUCUGCUGUUUGAGCAUCAGUAAGGGGCUUUAGGUUUGUUACUUAUUUAGGAUUUUCACAGUGUCUGAGGAUGGAAGGGGAUGAGCACCAGAAUUCUGUCACCUGGAUCACCUGGGGAGUUGAGGAGGUCCUGUGGUCUGCAUGGUCACUCUGGGGCUGGCUGGCCCUUGGGAACUUGGCAUUGGGACUGGACUUCCAGGCACCACCAAUAAGGCAAAAAGUUCCAGUUUUGGGAGGUGGAAGGGAUGAGGUGAGCACAGCAGUGGGAUGGGCACUGGGAGGGUGGGGGGGCAAGAGAAACCAAACUGGUACAUUUGGCUUAUUUUUGUUAAGCUGCAGUGUAAGGUUUUGUCAGCUACUGGAUUCACAGCUGUUCAAGGGAUGGUGUGUAAGAGCAUAACCCAUUUUUAUAGAAUUGUUUCUUCUUUAAUGCUUAAGGCUAAUGGAGGAAAUAGUCUAAUUUUGUCUUAGAAAUUCUCUAUUAAAAUUGUUGCUUUGAGUCCAUCCUCUCAUAGGUUCUGACUGAUGAAACUGCAGGUUCUGAUUUCCAGCAGUUACAACUUUAUCACUAUUCACUACCCAAGAAUAUUACAGCUUUAAAACAGCCUUAAGCAAAAGGAUGUUAUUUCUUUGUACUAAAUUUGGUUCAUGGAAAAGAAAAAAAAAAGAAACCUCAAAACACUGGUAAUCCGUACUGCAUUAGCAAACUCUUCUGAAAAAUGUUAUUGCACAUGUAAAAUAUGAAAACUUGACUCUGCUGUGUGUUAGGCAAUCCUGUAAUCU
Ficedula albicollis (Collared flycatcher) is the source of this 7046-nucleotide messenger RNA. It is a transcript of the gene MN1, whose product is annotated as meningioma (disrupted in balanced translocation) 1. Gene Ontology annotation, biological process: regulation of DNA-templated transcription. NCBI's taxonomy places the organism in Eukaryota, Metazoa, Chordata, Aves, Passeriformes, Muscicapidae. The record is from RefSeq and is a predicted model, not a curated record.